Messenger RNA from Nannospalax galili (Upper Galilee mountains blind mole rat), 1898 nucleotides. It is a transcript of the gene Prpf31, whose product is annotated as pre-mRNA processing factor 31. Lineage: Eukaryota; Metazoa; Chordata; Mammalia; Rodentia; Spalacidae. The transcript has 14 exons. Gene Ontology annotation, biological process: mRNA splicing, via spliceosome; spliceosomal tri-snRNP complex assembly. Gene Ontology annotation, cellular component: precatalytic spliceosome; U4 snRNP; U4/U6 x U5 tri-snRNP complex. Bases 102 to 1601 code for a protein of 499 amino acids. The record is from RefSeq and is a predicted model, not a curated record.
AUCAGAGUGCAGCGCUGGGUAAACGUCAUCAGAGAGCGUCGACAGCACUGGGGAAGCGGAUUUCUUAGAAACGGUUGUGCGGGGAUAGAAGCGGUCUUGGGAUGUCUCUGGCAGACGAGCUCUUGGCUGAUCUUGAGGAGGCGGCGGAAGAAGAGGAAGGAGGAAGCUAUGGAGAAGAAGAGGAGGAGCCAACAAUUGAGGAUGUACAGGAGGACACACAGCUGGAUCUUUCUGGGGAUUCGGUCAAGAGCAUUGCCAAACUAUGGGACAGCAAGAUGUUUGCUGAAAUCAUGAUGAAGAUUGAAGAAUAUAUCAGCAAGCAAGCCAAAGCCUCAGAAGUGAUGGGACCAGUGGAGGCAGCUCCUGAGUACCGAGUCAUUGUGGAUGCCAACAACCUGACUGUGGAGAUUGAGAACGAGCUGAACAUCAUCCACAAGUUUAUCCGGGAUAAGUACUCGAAGAGAUUCCCUGAACUGGAGUCCUUGGUCCCCAACGCACUGGAUUACAUCCGUACUGUCAAGGAGCUCGGCAACAGCCUGGACAAAUGCAAGAACAACGAAAACCUGCAGCAGAUCCUGACCAAUGCCACCAUCAUGGUCGUCAGCGUCACUGCCUCCACCACCCAGGGGCAGCAGCUCUCAGAUGAGGAGUUGGAGCGACUGGAGGAGGCCUGUGACAUGGCGCUGGAGCUGAACGCCUCCAAGCACCGCAUCUACGAGUAUGUGGAGUCCCGGAUGUCUUUCAUUGCGCCCAACCUGUCCAUCAUCAUUGGAGCAUCCACAGCUGCCAAGAUCAUGGGUGUGGCCGGCGGCCUGACCAACCUCUCCAAGAUGCCUGCCUGCAACAUCAUGCUGCUUGGGGCCCAGCGCAAGACACUGUCUGGCUUCUCAUCGACCUCAGUGCUGCCCCACACUGGCUACAUCUACCACAGUGACAUCGUGCAGUCCCUGCCCCCGGAUCUCCGGCGGAAAGCAGCCCGGCUGGUGGCCGCCAAGUGCACGCUGGCAGCCCGAGUGGACAGCUUCCAUGAGAGCACAGAGGGGAAGGUGGGCUACGAACUGAAGGAUGAGAUUGAGCGAAAGUUCGACAAGUGGCAGGAGCCACCGCCUGUGAAGCAGGUGAAGCCGCUGCCUGCUCCCCUCGACGGGCAGCGGAAGAAGCGAGGGGGCCGCAGGUACCGCAAGAUGAAGGAGCGGCUGGGGCUGACAGAGAUCCGGAAACAAGCCAACCGCAUGAGCUUCGGAGAGAUUGAGGAGGACGCCUACCAAGAGGACCUGGGCUUUAGCCUGGGCCACCUGGGCAAGUCAGGUAGUGGGCGUGUACGGCAGACACAAGUGAAUGAGGCCACAAAAGCCAGGAUCUCUAAGACACUGCAGCGGACCCUGCAGAAGCAGAGUGUGGUGUAUGGCGGGAAGUCCACCAUCCGUGACCGCUCCUCAGGGACAGCCUCCAGUGUGGCCUUCACCCCACUCCAGGGUCUGGAGAUCGUGAACCCACAAGCAGCUGAGAAGAAGGUGGCAGAGGCCAACCAGAAGUACUUCUCUAGCAUGGCAGAGUUCCUCAAGGUCAAGGGCGAGAAGAACGGCACCAUGUCCACCUGAAGGGGGCCUGCACCCCAGGUCGCUAUCCACCGGAGAGACACGGCGGACUUGUGCUUCUGAUGUGAUGGACAUCCAGCCAGGAGGCUGUGGUGGAGGCUCCCUGCCCUGCUCUGCCCUUGGCUCAAGGCCACAGCAUCCAAAGAGGAGGGUGAAGAGCCUGGGCGGCAUCCCCAGAACCCAGACCACUGUUGGCCCAUGGGGGCAGAGCAGGUUUUCAUCACACUGUCCUGACUGUAACAGGGAAGGAGAUGCUGUUUUAGAAAGAGUACAAUUAAAAGCACAGCAUCAGGCUCUGCC